AUGAGCACCACGGCGUCCUCCACCUCGAGCUCCAUCUCGGAGGCAGCAUCCAAAACCUACAACUCCAUCAAAGAUAUCGCACCGGGACCCAAGAAGGCAGCCUCAACACCGACCCAAACAGCGCAGCGUCAGGACAAGCCACUCUACUCGCUCAUAGCUGGUACCACCGCCGGUGCCGUCGAAGGCUUCGCAACCUACCCUAUCGAGUACACCAAGACCGUGUCGCAGUUCGCAGCUAAAGCGGGAGAAAAGGCACCUGGUCCCAUCACCAUCGUCCGCAACACCAUCGCCAAGGAUGGCUUUAUCGGACUCUACUCUGGCUGUGGUGCGCUCGUCACGGGCAAUGCGAUCAAGGCCGGUGUACGAUUCGUCAGCUACGAUCACUUUAAGACGAUGCUCAAGGAUGAGAACGGCAAGCUUUCCGGUCCACGAUCGUUGCUUGCUGGAUUGGGCGCAGGUAUGAUGGAGGCCAUCUUCGCAGUGACGCCUUCCGAAACGAUCAAGACCAAGCUCAUCGAUGACGGUAAACGUGCGGUACCCAAGUAUCCUCGAGGACUCAUCCCUGGUACCGCAGCCAUCGUCAAGGAGGAAGGCAUUCGAGGAAUCUACCGAGGUCUCUUCCCCGUCAUGUUGAGACAAGGUGCCAACUCAGCCGUACGAUUCGGAACCUACUCGACGCUCAAGAACUUUGUCAGUGGAAGUGCACGACCAGGUCAAUCGCUACCCGGUGGCAUCACCUUCGGUAUCGGAGCCGUCGCUGGAAUCGUCACCGUCUACGCCACCAUGCCAUUGGACGUCAUCAAGACUCGAAUGCAGACGUUGGAAGCACGUACAAAGUAUCGAAACACCUUCAAUUGCGCCGCCGUCACAUUGCGCGAGGAAGGCUUGCUCGCCUUCUGGCGCGGUGCCACCCCCCGUCUCGCCAGAUUGGUGCUUUCCGGUGGUAUAGUCUUCACCGUCUACGAAGAAAUCAUGAGCGUUCUCGGUGCAAAGACCAUGUAA
Pseudozyma hubeiensis SY62 is the source of this 1002-nucleotide messenger RNA. Its product is annotated as tricarboxylate transport protein, mitochondrial precursor. The coding region runs from base 1 to 1002 and encodes 333 amino acids. NCBI's taxonomy places the organism in Eukaryota, Fungi, Basidiomycota, Ustilaginomycetes, Ustilaginales, Ustilaginaceae. The record is from RefSeq and is a predicted model, not a curated record. The transcript has a single exon. Gene Ontology annotation, biological process: mitochondrial citrate transmembrane transport.